Molecule: messenger RNA, 1285 nt
Organism: Gavialis gangeticus (Gharial)
Lineage: Eukaryota; Metazoa; Chordata; Crocodylia; Gavialidae
Gene: FOXA1
Product: forkhead box A1
Exons: 5
Coding region: 371-1285 (304 amino acids)
Biological process (GO): anatomical structure morphogenesis; cell differentiation; regulation of transcription by RNA polymerase II
Molecular function (GO): RNA polymerase II cis-regulatory region sequence-specific DNA binding; DNA-binding transcription factor activity, RNA polymerase II-specific; protein domain specific binding
Source: RefSeq, a predicted model, not a curated record
AAUAAAGUGCCGCCCCGGGGGAGUUGCAAGCGAGUGGAGCUGCCUUGUUUGCAGGUGCAUCUCCGGCUUUGUAGGUGCGAACGUCUUUGUGCGGCGGACAAAUGGGGAGAGGAGGAGGAGGAGGUGGGCACUUCUGCGACGUAAGAUCCACAUCAGCUCAACUCCACUCACAUCCCAGCCGGCACUUCCUCACUUUCUCAAGUGUCUCGCCCCACACCGCUCCCUGCCUCCGUUUUGGCUCGUUAUAGCCCGGGAAUCCAGCCCCCCUGCUCAAGGGCUGGCUCCCUGCUAGGCUGGGGCUCCUGCGCUCCGGCCCCGCUGCCCGCGGCUCGCAGAAGGACUGGAUGGUUACCCCGGGCAGGUUGGCUGCAUGAUGUUAGGGACUGUGAAAAUGGAAGGGCAUGAAACCAGCGACUGGAACAGCUACUACACCGACACGCAGGAGGCCUACUCCUCGGUGCCCGUGAGCAACAUGAACUCGGGGCUGGCCUCCAUGAACGGCAUGAACACCUACAUGAGCAUGAACCCCAUGACGACCAGCGGCAACAUGACCUCCGGCUCCUUCAACAUGUCCUACGCCAACCCGGGGCUGGGGGCCGGGCUGAGCCCCGGCGCCAUGCCGGGCAUGCCGGCGGGCUCCAGCAGCGCCAUGGCGGGCAUGCCGGCCAUGGGCGCGGCGCUGAGCCCGGGCGGCAUGAACGCGGUGCCGGCCGCGCAGCCGGGCGUGAACGGGCUGGGCCCUUACGCGGCCAUGAACCCGUGCGUGAGCCCCAUGGCCUACGCGCAGUCUAACCUGGGCCGCGCGCGCGACGCCAAGGCCUUCAAGCGCAGCUACCCGCACGCCAAGCCGCCCUACUCCUACAUCUCGCUCAUCACCAUGGCCAUCCAGCAGUCGCCCAACAAGAUGCUGACGCUGAGCGAGAUCUACCAGUGGAUCAUGGACCUCUUCCCCUUUCAGGAUCAAACCACUUUUCAGGAAGACUUCAACAGUCUUCCACGGAACCGACCUAUAGAUAAUAUGCCACUUCAGAACGGAAUCAUUGAUGAAUGCUUUAGGUCUGUGCACAGAACAUAUCCAUUGACCUACAGCGCCUUUUUAAAACGAGAAGUAACUGGGAUCCUGGCAAAUUCUAUGAGCAAUGAACAGAAACGUUCAAGCCCAGACCGUCGCAGGUGUAAAAGGAAGCACUUUCUUUCCCCCUUACCUCAGAAAAGACUGAGGGAAUUUUAUUCCGACCAAAGGUCAAUUGGGGGUUUUACUCCUGAUUCCGAUCUGUUUGGAUAA